AUUGUUGAUGAAACAACAUUUGCAGAAUAAAAGAGCCCCAACACUGUCAACAUCCCAAUCCAAAUUAUACUUAGCUGCCACAUUUUCAAACCAGUAACCAAAACGUGCAAACCAACAAAAUGUUUCAUCCAAACCCCAGCUAAGGCCCUGUUUGUCCCACUGAUUGAAAACCUCCAAGAAACUGUCUCAAAAUGGAGCCCAACUCCAGAAAUGAAGUCAAUUUCCGAAUGAGAAAACACAUAGACAAUUCAACACACUGAGACAAUGAAUGCAAGUCCAAACAGAGAAUAGGCCAAGCCAUUGACACUGUGGUAGGGAACCACGCCGUUAUAUGGCCAAGCCGAGGCUCCAAAUCAGAUCGACAUCCGUCCAUUUCCUACAUCAACCCUCUUAUGCAAACAUGUUAUACUAACAUCCAAGGAAAAAAAAAGUGAUGAUAAAUACCCUUUACCUUUUUUUUUCUGUCAAGGGGUAGACCCCUUUUCAGCAAACAUGCUAUAACUUCCAAGAAUGUGAUGAUAGCUAAGGUGAAAGCUACAAAAAAUGUUACAACAACAUUGUCCAAAAUGCUAGUAAAAUUCCAUGAUCAUUGUGUUAAAAAAAUAACAGCAAGGUUUUAAAUGUGACUUCCUAAUGCCAUUUCAACCCAAUACUAGAAGAAUCCAAAAACACAGUUGGAUUUACUGCAUACUCCACAUGAAAGGCAGCUCUCUUAGUUGAUGACAUGACAAAGGUUUCGAAGCCUUUUUCAGAGGUAAAAUAAUUGUAUAAAGAGUACCUGAAAUUGAAGGGUCCCUUGACUCCCUCCCUCUCAUCCUCUUUGAUACCAUCACAACUUAUAAAAAGGGUUCAAAACCACGACCACAACAAGUCUCAUUUCGCAUAUUUUACCAUGCUCGUGGGCGGGGUGGGGCUCCGCCCGCCUUUUGUCAUCAUCCACAGACAGCUUUAUGCUUGUGAAUACAUAAAAAGAGCAUCAAGAUUUUGAGGGCCGACAUUGCCGUAAAAGGGUCUAAAAUCUCUGUUAAUCAUCAAGUGAAAAAAAAACUUAACCUGCAAAAAGGUCCCAUCUUUAAACUUUAUAAAUAAAAGGCCACAUAUUGGUGUAAUUCAAUCUGCAUAGACAGCUAAUCAGUACUUUCAUUUUUUUCAUGCAUGAAACAUUCAAAGUGAUGAAGAGUAUUCCAGUCAAGAAAUUCUUCCAUAAAUAGGACAAAAGCAUCACAAAUUUAUAUUCCCUCACCUCUCUCUACCAACAAUGAAUCCUUCCAAAUUCCCUCAAGGCAGCAGCAGCAACGAGUCGGGGUGGACGGCAUAUAUAGGCUCUCCACACGACGACGGCGAUGAUGAUCAAGAGCAUAGCAAAGGUGGAGAAGAGCACAAGGAGAAAGAUGCAGAUAGUGAUGAUUCAAUGGCUUCUGAUGCUUCCUCUGCUCCCAGUGAUCAGUUUGGGCAUUAUAACAAACACCUUGGCUACGGAUAUGGAAAGGGCACCAGCGAGAGGAAACAUGGUGGUAAGAAAGAGCAAAAACAAGGCGAUAUGAAGCAGCAUGCUGAGAAGAUUAAGGCAGCAAAAGGCAAUGCGGAUUGCGCUACGAGAUCGAGAAAGAAGUAAGAAUCGUUUCAAUUUUUUGUCCUUGUUCGAGGUGAAUGAGUAUAUAAGGAUUGCAGAAGUUAGCAAUAAGACAUUUUGCAGUGUGUUCAUUCUAGUAAACAGCUAGAAUUUGAAUUAGACAGCAGCAAGCAAGCUGUCUGAUUUUUUUUUUCAGUAGUGAAAUAGCUGCUGAUUCCAUUUGUUCUUUGCUAGUUGCAAUCGCAUAAUUAAGCUUGUCAAUUUGGAAA
Salvia splendens (bonfire salvia) is the source of this 1842-nucleotide messenger RNA. Its product is annotated as protein SOB FIVE-LIKE 1. The coding region runs from base 1259 to 1615 and encodes 118 amino acids. NCBI's taxonomy places the organism in Eukaryota, Viridiplantae, Streptophyta, Magnoliopsida, Lamiales, Lamiaceae. The transcript has a single exon. The record is from RefSeq and is a predicted model, not a curated record.